AGAGUGACCCCAAGGUCCACAACUACCACCACCGCCACCUCCCGUGAAUUCCCCAUAAAGGCCCUGUCAUCUCCCCCCUACGCGCUGUGUGCUCUCUUCUUCAUUCCUUUCGCGAGGAUCGGGGUGUUCGCGCAGUCUGUUUCGCCUUACCUGGGAAAUGGCGGAGCCGGUGGCGGCGGAGCAGGACGAGGAGCAGUUGCUGUUGCCGGAGGCCAGCAACGGAGACCGGUCGUGGCGGCUGAACUUCGACGGGUUCAAAUUCUCGCCGGAGCGCACGCAGAAGAAGCAACCUCGCGGGCUCCACGAUUGCUGUCUGGGUGUUCUAGGUCCUGAGGAUAAUGUCGCUGAGUACUAUCAGCAACAAGUGGAAAUGCUUGAGGGCUUCAACGAAAUGGAUGCUUUAACCGAACGUGGUUUUAUUCCUGGAAUGUCAAAGGAAGAACAGGAGAAGUUGGCUAGAAAUGAAACAUUUGCCAUAAGGAUAUCAAAUAUUGCAAACAUGGCUCUUUUUGCAGCGAAAGUAUAUGCUUCCAUUAGAAGUGGAUCGUUAGCCAUCAUAGCCUCGACAUUGGACUCCCUUCUCGAUCUGUUGUCAGGCUUCAUCCUGUGGUUUACUGCAUUCUCUAUGCAAACGCCAAAUCCCUAUCAGUAUCCUAUAGGAAAGAAACGGAUGCAACCAUUGGGAAUCCUUGUUUUUGCCUCUGUGAUGGCCACUCUUGGACUGCAGAUCAUCUUGGAGUCCGUGCAGCAAUUGGUAUCUGAUGAGGCUGAAUUUAAUUUAGCAAGAGAGGAAGAACAAUGGCUCGUGGGUAUCAUGCUCUCUGUGACUCUGGUCAAAUUCCUCCUAGUCCUUUAUUGCCGGUCAUUCACAAAUGAGAUCGUCAAAGCAUAUGCCCAGGAUCACUUUUUUGAUGUCAUAACCAAUGUCAUUGGUCUCAUUGCUGCACUCUUGGCUAAUUAUGUUGCUGGUUGGAUGGAUCCUGCCGGAGCUAUUAUUCUUGCGCUCUAUACCAUCCGGACAUGGUCAAUGACAGUCUUGGAAAACGUGAACUCCCUUGUAGGGAGAUCUGCAGCUCCUGAAUACCUUCAGAAACUUACGUACCUCUGUUGGAAUCAUCACAAGGCGAUAGGACACAUCGACACUGUCCGGGCUUACACCUUUGGAUCCCACUACUUUGUCGAGGUGGACAUCGUCCUGCCGGCUGAUAUGCCUCUGCAAGAGGCACAUGACAUCGGUGAGUCCUUGCAGGAGAAGCUAGAGCAACUGCCAGAAAUCGAGCGCGCCUUUGUUCAUCUUGACUACGAGUAUUCUCACAAGCCAGAGCAUGCUCAAAGGCAUUCUUAGCGGUACUGCUUAUAUUAUGUUUCCGAGCCCACUACACAAGCGACUUCCCAAAUGACUGAAUGCAGGGUUUCCCCUUAUGAGUGUAUAAUGGGGGAUAUACAGGAAAAGGUAUGUAGCUCUUACAUAUUGCUACGUAUUUUGGAUUGAAACAAUUAGAAUUUGGUUUAGUGAAUUCUAUAUUGUAUUAUCCAUUUUGGGAUCCUUCAAUGGAGAUGAUCCAUUGAUUCGAAAUGUAAAGGAAAAAAUCUAUCUCACUUUAUGUUAUUCUGAAACUUGAAACCAAUGAUUCGUUGUUGGA
Rhodamnia argentea is the source of this 1643-nucleotide messenger RNA. RefSeq names its product metal tolerance protein 11. The coding region runs from base 158 to 1345 and encodes 395 amino acids. Gene Ontology annotation, cellular component: membrane. The transcript has 7 exons. The record is from RefSeq and is a predicted model, not a curated record. Lineage: Eukaryota; Viridiplantae; Streptophyta; Magnoliopsida; Myrtales; Myrtaceae. Gene Ontology annotation, biological process: transmembrane transport; monoatomic cation transport. Gene Ontology annotation, molecular function: manganese:proton antiporter activity.